CAGACGCAAGCGCAGAUGGGAGGAGGUAACCACGCAGCGUCUGCGGGAGCUCAGAUGGACUCGGGGCCAGCAGUGCAAGUCCGAGUACUUCAGGAGGGUUCUUCUCAGCACAGGCUCAGAGCAUGGGGCACCAGGGCAUGAGUCAAACGCAGGUCCAGGGCAGUAAGCACGGGGUCCAGGGAUCUGCUAUGACCCACAGCAGGGGUCGACAUUCCCAGGCUCAGGUUCAGAUGGGCGCCCACUCUCUUUCUGCCGCCCAGGUGGUGUCCCACAACAAUUCUCUCUCCUCAGUAGUGCAGGCAACGCAGCUAGGGGGCAGCGCCGGGUCAGAAGCACAUGGCCACGGCCUGUCCACGAGCCAUGCGCACAUGGACUUCCACCCUUCCCAACAGUACCACGGAGGCAACAAUGGGCUUCACGGCCAGGGAGCUGCUUCUGCUUCUGUCUCAUCACAGGGCAGCUCUUCCUUAGCUUCUCUCACUGGGGACAUUCCAACGGGUUCUUACCUUGGCACCGCUCAGUCCACCAUGUCCAACCCUCACUUGCACCACGAACUGACGCAAGAUAGCUAUGCUGUGCAUGCUGACGGUGUUCACGGAAAUACAGUCUAUGAUGUUCAUGAAACACACGCAGAUCCGGCGGGUACAAGGGGAGACAAUGCAGUCCAUACAGAAUUUGGACAGGUCGAGGCAAUCAGAGCAGACUUUGGACAGGGCAAUGCGGAAGGGGCAGACUAUGGAGGGGACAUCGGCCUCGGAGAAACAGCCCACACGCAGUCCAUUCACGGAAGCGAUCAAGUUCUUUUCACACAGGGUGGACAGGAUCAGAGAGGCUCGGUUCACGGGCAGUAUUUGCAGGCAGAAGACGUGAGCAGACAACCUGAAGGAGCGAGGGUGACCUAUGGACAGGAGGGAAGUGAUUUUUCCAGACAGUCUGAGCAAGAAAGUAAUAUUCACAAUCAGUUUGAGCAAACGAGUGAUAUUCACGGACAGUUUGGACAAGGAAGCGAUUUCCAUAGACAGUUUGAGCAAGGACAUUAUAUUCACAUACAGCCGGGACAAGAAAAUUCUGUGGGCGGUGAAGGAAGUUCACAGUAUGAUCUGUACGAAGAGAGGAAAACUGGACAAUUUGGGGCGGAGGGCGCGACCCUCGACCAACCGGAGCAGCGCAGCCAAAUACACACAGAAUUCGAACAUGAGAAUCUGGUGCAUGCGGGUCUGCCUGUAGAAGGUCCAUUGCAAGGAGGGCAAGAGGAUGCAUUGCUAGGAGGAUUGAAUGAAAAUUCUAAAAUCAGAAUUCACGGUCAAACUGCUGGCCAUGGAGAGUUGCCACUUUUAAGCGCUGGCCAUGGAGAGUUGCCACUUUUAAGCGCUGGCCAUGGAGAGUUGCCACUUUUAAGCGCUGGCCAUGGAGAGUUGCCACAUUUAAGCGAGAACUUGCAAGAAUUACACCCAAUCGACGGUUCAUAUCAUCCAUCUGCCAUAGGAAGCACAUCCAGCAUGGGACAGGAUAUGCUGGGCAGCAUCAUGGAAACGGUCCACCAACCAGACAUGCAGCCCGCAGUUGCUAGUUACCCUGCCUCGGAAUGGUCUUUCUCCGGCCAGGACUACCAGUACAUCGACCAAGACGGACUCCACGGCGGGGCUGGGAUUCCCCCGAGGGAGAGCGAGAUCGAGCAGUCGUCCGUCCCCAGCGACUUCGAGGAGGGCGACGGGCGGUCCUCCUACGACGGGAGGACCGACUUGGCGACUUUGACGCACGGAAGUCUGGACGCUCUCCCCGGGCCGGAGGACUUCCACGAUAUCCCCAAGAUCGACUAUGACUACAGUGCCUUUGGGGAUUACAACUAUGAGGACGGCGAUUACGGACAUAUCAUAGGCGACGGCUUUCACCAACCAGGCUUAGACUACUAUCCAGAAUAUAUCCCUCCCGAAAUUCUGCAGUCCCCUCAUUUGUACCCUCCUCCUGCAGAAGUGGCUCCCCUACCUCGGCCCGCCGUGUCGCCCCAGAGGCCACAGCAGCCAUUCGUCCCGGGGCAGACAGAGCCAGAGUUCACCACGCCGGUGCCUCGUAUAGUGGUUCACCAGGUGCAGAUGUCUCUGCCACAGCCCGGCGACGACGACCUCUCUCACACUCCCACGCAGCCCCCUGUCUCUGCGCAGCCCACAACUAUAUCUUCCACAUCACCGCAGGUUCCAACACAGACUGCAGUCCCACAUGGUGCCUUUGCACAGCCUGUAGCACCACAAGGCGGCUUAACACAGCACACUACCGCAGUGCAACCUGCAGUACCCCAGGUGCCACACGUGAGUAUGCCCGCUCCUCAGCACGUGGACGCCACUGGGCCUCACAUGCCUGCGCCACAACCACGCCCUCAUGAAGGUUAUGUAUCAGCGUCCCAGCCAGAGUCUCAUCCCCCCACAAUCCCGCCGGUCCCCCUCGAGGAGGCCGGAGGCGCGGUGGACGACCGACAGAUGGUGAUGCAGACGAUUCCUUUACCAGGAGGUCCGGGAACAACUCUUACCCUGCCGAACGUCCCUGGCUCACCCACCAUCAACGUCAUGGCCAUGCCGGCGUCUGGCAGGAGGCCCGACGGGUCCAUACAGCCCGGCGAGAAGAUCCCGGGGACCCGAGGAUACAAAGUCCCAUCCGGAUUCCGAGGCCGCGUGGUCCUGGGCAACAGUCUGGCGGCCGUCGGCUUUAACGGCCAAAGAGGAUCUCAUUCGACUUUCUACUCCUCUGGCGGCGGCCCCGGCGCUUCGCAGUACCUCACCCAGGGUUCGCACUCCUCGUCCGCCAUGUCCUCCGCCAUGACCUCCAGCAGACACACCAUGCCAGGGAUGCAACGCGUAUAUUCGUACCGCCAGACAGUCACGUCGCAGAACAUGCCGAUGUCCCAGUCCGAGGGCACAGGCAGCGCGUCCUCUGGGAAGUCUUGGGGCUCCAUGAUGUCCUCGGGGAAGUCAUGGAACGGCAAGUCCUGGGACAGUAACGGUGACAUGGAAUGCGGCUACUUCAGUAUGAACUGCAACGUGGUUUUCGGUCCUUUCAAACAGACCAAAGUGUGUAAACCAAUUCACAUCGCCAAGAUCUGCUGCUGUUAAGCCUUCCUUUGUUCCACAACGCUUCUCAAAAACAACCUUGCAUUGAUAAUAACGUUGAUGUUAUACACGAUGUGAGGAACUAGACAAAAGUAUAAUGAAUUCUUUGAUUGUGGGAUUCGUACAUUAUAUCAACAGGUGCAGAGGAAGCCCAAGUAUUCACAUACAACACCAAAUGGAGGAGUUCCGUUUACUUGUUUGAAGGCGUAGUUAUGAAUAUUUCCAAGUGCUUCCGAAACCAUUAAACAAUUCUCUGUAUGUUAAAAGUUUUAUAUACGAUAUAUAUUCCAUUUGACUGUGAUGAAGUGUAAUAAUAUAUUUCAGGUUAGAAGUCUGUCACAAUCGUUAUCAAGAUGUUGUAAUUUGUAUUUCUUAUAGAUAUAAUAUAACAGAGUGUAUUGCAAGAAAAGUCUCUGGCCGUUGAAACUGCGCGUGUAGACAAAGUAAUACACAAUGUACCAUGUUUUACAUUUAAGAAUUUCUCUAGGUAGUAAGAUUUUUCUAGGUUCAGAUUUCCAUUAUAUUUAUGACUUGACUUUAUAGUUGCUGCAGAAUAAAUAGAUUUGUAUAAUGGCUAUGAAGAAGAAUUGCCAUUAAAAGAUUUACAUAUU
Penaeus vannamei (Pacific white shrimp) is the source of this 3712-nucleotide messenger RNA. Lineage: Eukaryota; Metazoa; Arthropoda; Malacostraca; Decapoda; Penaeidae. The record is from RefSeq and is a predicted model, not a curated record.